Gracilinanus agilis (Agile Gracile Mouse Opossum) is the source of this 2393-nucleotide messenger RNA. It is a transcript of the gene GYS2, whose product is annotated as glycogen synthase 2. Gene Ontology annotation, molecular function: alpha-1,4-glucan glucosyltransferase (UDP-glucose donor) activity. The record is from RefSeq and is a predicted model, not a curated record. The transcript is spliced from 16 exons. The coding region runs from base 1 to 2103 and encodes 700 amino acids. Lineage: Eukaryota; Metazoa; Chordata; Mammalia; Didelphimorphia; Didelphidae. Gene Ontology annotation, biological process: glycogen biosynthetic process. Gene Ontology annotation, cellular component: cytoplasm.
AUGCUACGAGGAAGAUCACUGUCUGUGACCUCCCUGAGUGGGCUUCCCCUAUGGGAUGUGCAAGAACUUCCAGUAGAGGAUUUGCUGCUCUUUGAAGUUGCCUGGGAAGUGACCAAUAAAGUUGGUGGCAUCUAUACUGUAAUCCAGACCAAAGCAAAAACAACUGCAGAUGAAUGGGGAGAAAAUUAUUGUCUGAUUGGUCCAUAUUUUGAGCACAAUAUGAAGACACAAGUGGAAGAGUGUGAGCCUCCAAGCCCUGCAAUUAAAAAAGCAGUGGAAGCAAUGAACUUACACGGGUGUCAGGUUCACUUUGGAAGAUGGCUCAUAGAAGGAAGCCCUUAUGUGGUGCUGUUCGACAUAGGAUAUUCUGCAUGGAAUUUGGACAGAUGGAAAGGAGACCUCUGGGAAGCGUGCAACAUAGGAAUCCCUUACCAUGACCGGGAGGCUAACGAUAUGCUUAUAUUUGGGUCAUUAACUGCCUGGUUCUUAAAAGAGGUGACUGACCAUGUGGAUGGUAAACAUGUCAUUGCUCAAUUUCAUGAAUGGCAGGCAGGAACUGGACUAAUUCUUUCUCGAUCCAGGAGACUUCCUGUUGCCACUAUAUUUACGACCCAUGCAACACUGCUUGGAAGGUACCUCUGUGCAGCAAACAUUGAUUUCUACAACCACCUUGAUAAGUUUGACAUAGACAAGGAAGCUGGGGAGAGACAAAUUUACCAUCGGUACUGCAUGGAGCGAGCUUCCGUUCAUUGCGCUCACGUGUUCACUACGGUUUCUGAAAUCACUGCCAUCGAAGCUGAACACAUGCUGAAAAGAAAACCUGAUAUUGUUACUCCAAAUGGCCUGAAUAUUAAGAAAUUUUCAGCUGUGCAUGAAUUUCAAAAUUUGCAUGCUUUAUACAAGUCCAAGAUCCAGGAUUUUGUUCGUGGUCAUUUCUACGGUCAUCUUGAUUUCGACCUUGAAAAGACUUUAUUUCUUUUCAUUGCGGGAAGAUACGAAUUUUCAAACAAAGGAGCUGACAUCUUCUUGGAAGCUUUAUCCAGGCUAAACUUCCUCUUACGGGUCCAUAAAAAUGAUGUCACAGUUGUAGUGUUUUUCAUUAUGCCUGCCAAGACAAAUAAUUUUAAUGUGGAAACCUUGAAAGGACAAGCAGUGAGAAAGCAGCUAUGGGACACUGCAAAUUCAGUGAAGGAAAAGUUUGGAAAGAAACUAUAUGAUGCACUACUAAAAGGAGAAAUUCCUGAUUUGAACAAGAUUCUGGAUCGAGAUGAUGUGACAAUUAUGAAAAGAGCCAUCUUUUCCACUCAGCGACAAUGCUUGCCUCCAGUGACUACUCACAAUAUGAUCGAUGAUUCCACUGAUCCCAUCCUCAGCACCAUCAGGCGGAUUGGACUUUUCAAUAGCCGGACAGACAGAGUCAAGGUGAUUUUACAUCCAGAAUUCCUUUCUUCAACCAGUCCAUUAUUACCUAUGGAUUAUGAAGAGUUCGUCAGAGGCUGUCAUCUUGGAGUCUUUCCAUCAUACUAUGAACCCUGGGGUUAUACUCCAGCCGAAUGCACCGUGAUGGGUAUUCCUAGUGUGACAACAAACCUCUCCGGCUUUGGUUGUUUCAUGCAGGAGCAUGUAACUGACCCAGCUGCUUAUGGAAUUUACAUUGUUGAUAGGAGGUUCUGCUCACCAGAUGAGUCCUGCAAUCAGCUUACUCAGUUUCUCUAUGGAUUCUGCAAACAGUCUCGUCGUCAGAGGAUUAUUCAGAGGAACAGAACUGAAAGACUCUCUGAUUUGUUAGACUGGAAAUACUUAGGCAGGUACUACAUGCAUGCCAGAAACCUGACCCUGAGCAGAGCUUUUCCAGAAAAAUUUCAUGUUGAAUCUUCACCAACGGAGACACAAGAUUUUAAAUUUCCAAGGCCUUCAUCAGUGCCACCAUCACCUACAAGUUCUCAGCAUUCCAGUCCUCAAGACAGUGAUGUAGAAGAUGAGGAUGAGAGAUAUGAUGAAGAAGAGGAGGCUGAAAGGGAUCGCUUGAAUAUUAAAUCUCCCUUUACUUUGGGUCAAGUCCCUCAUGAAAAGAAAAAACAACAUGGUGAACACAAGAAUUGAAUUUCUCUACUGUCUCUUUCUCAUGUCUGUUUAUCUUCUUUAAGACAGCAACUUCAAAACAGAAAGUACAUAGUCAUUAAAGAUCAUCGCGUUUUAAGGGACCUAAACUAACAUAACUAAAAUUUUCUUUAAAGAAAUGAAACGAACUUUAGACAAAGUGUUUUUUCCUCUUAUAAUUAGUAAUAAUGGAAAACCAGUCACUACUGGAAAGGUGAAAGAGAUCGAAAUACAUGGCAAUUUAUUUCCACUAUCCUCAGAAUAAAAGCCAAUAAAUAAAAUUCAUUGUUUUA